AAUAACGAAAUGGUGGAACUACAGAGGAUACGAAUGAAAGAUGAAAUUCGAGAGUACAAGUUUCGAGAGGCGAGACUCCUCCAGGACUACACUGAGCUUGAAGAAGAAAACAUCACUUUACAGAAACUGGUGUCCACACUGAAACAGAAUCAAGUUGAAUAUGAAGGCUUAAAGCAUGAGAUUAAACGAUUUGAGGAGGAGACAGUGUUGCUUAAUAGUCAGCUAGAAGAUGCCAUCCGGCUGAAGGAGAUUGCUGAGCAUCAGCUGGAGGAAGCUCUGGAAACUUUAAAAAAUGAAAGAGAGCAAAAGAACAAUCUGAGGAAGGAACUCUCCCAGUAUAUCAACCUCAAUGAUAGUAUGUAUAAUAACCAUAUUAAUAUAUCAGUAGAUGGAUUGAAGUUUGCAGAGGAUGGGAGCGAGCCCAACAAUGACGACAAAAUGAAUGGACAUAUCCACGGGCCUCUCGUGAAGCUCAACGGUGACUACCGAACUCCCACGAGUAGGAAAGCAGAAUCUCUGCACCCUGUCUCUGACCUCUUCAGUGAGCUCAACAUAUCAGAAAUACAGAAACUGAAGCAGCAACUCAUGCAGGUGGAGAGGGAGAAGGCCAUUCUCCUGGCCAACCUGCAGGAGUCUCAGACACAGCUGGAGCACACCAAGGGAGCCCUGACCGAGCAACACGAGCGAGUCCACAGGCUCACGGAGCACGUCAACGCCAUGAGGGGACUGCAGAGCAACAAGGAGCUGAAAGCUGAGCUUGACUGUGAGAAGGGCCGAGACACCGGUGAGGAAGCACACGACUAUGAAGUGGACAUCAAUGGCUUGGAGAUCCUAGAAUGUAAAUACAAAGUAGCUGUUACUGAGGUGAUAGACCUUAAAGCAGAAAUCAAAGCCUUAAAGGAGAAAUAUAAUAAAUACGUGGAAAACUACACUGAAGAGAAGGCCAAAUAUGAGAGCAGAAUCCAGACGUACGAUGAACAGGUGACAAACCUGGAGAAGUCGACCAAGGAAAGCCAGGAAAAAAUGGUCCACAUGGAAAAGGAAUUGCAAAGGAUGACAAGCAUAGCAAAUGAAAACCAUAAUACCCUCAACACCGCCCAGGAUGAGCUGGUGACGUUUAGCGAGGAGCUUGCUCAGCUCUACCAUCACGUCUGCCUGUGCAACAACGAGACACCAAACAGGGUCAUGUUGGACUAUUACAGGCAAAGCAGAGUCACCCGCAGCGGGAGCCUGAAAGGACCGGACGACCCUCGAGGUCUCCUUUCCCCGCGGCUCGCCAGAAGGGGGGUGGCGUCCCCCGUAGAAGCCAGGACCCCGACUGAGCAGGUGACGAAAGAGGCCACGGAGCCUGGCAAGGAACAGAGCCCGACAAAAACACCUACCAUUUCUCCUGUCAUCACAGCACCUCCUUCCUCCCCCGUCUCCGAUAGCAGUGACAUCCGCAAAGAGCCGAUGAACAUCUACAACCUCAAUGCCAUAAUAAGGGACCAAAUCAAGCACUUGCAGAAGGCUGUCGAUCGGUCGCUGCAGCUGUCACGCCAGCGUGCUGCAGCUCGGGAGCUGGCGCCCAUGAUCGACAAAGACAAGGAGGCCUUAAUGGAAGAGAUACUGAAACUGAAAUCACUCCUGAGUACGAAGCGGGAGCAGAUCGCUACCCUGAGAGCAGUGCUGAAAGCCAAUAAGCAGACAGCUGAAGUGGCACUAGCCAAUUUGAAGAAUAAAUACGAAAAUGAAAAAGCAAUGGUGACUGAAACCAUGACCAAACUACGGAAUGAAUUAAAGGCUUUGAAGGAAGAUGCAGCAACCUUCUCAUCCUUGAGAGCAAUGUUUGCAACCAGGUAA
Molecule: messenger RNA, 1842 nt
Organism: Balearica regulorum gibbericeps (East African grey crowned-crane)
Lineage: Eukaryota; Metazoa; Chordata; Aves; Gruiformes; Gruidae
Source: RefSeq, a predicted model, not a curated record